Labrus mixtus (cuckoo wrasse) is the source of this 8165-nucleotide messenger RNA. RefSeq names its product protein sidekick-1-like. Gene Ontology annotation, molecular function: protein binding. Bases 199 to 6738 code for a protein of 2179 amino acids. Lineage: Eukaryota; Metazoa; Chordata; Actinopteri; Labriformes; Labridae. Gene Ontology annotation, biological process: cell-cell adhesion. The transcript is spliced from 45 exons. The record is from RefSeq and is a predicted model, not a curated record.
GAGUUACUGCAGGGAGAUUUCGACUGGGACAGCCGGACCUGGGGAUAUCUGAUUUACGGAGGACAUCGCGGAGGUGCACCGGUGCCUUUCUCUCCACUUGCACUUCUUAUUCGUGCACAGGGUAGAGCGAGUCACAGAGAGUUACAGCAGAGGAAAGCACAAGCGGACCUGGGCACUGUUGGUUAAACCUGCUCCCGCAUGAUAAAACAGGGAAUUCGUUACCCCGAGGGCUACCCGGAGCUUACGGGGCGACCCUCACCGGACAACCGUCAGAAGAUGAUGGGGACAGAGGCGACCCGGAGUGGAUACCGUUUUCUGCCUCUUUUUCUCCUUCUUCUUCUCAGCAGCAGCUGCCACAUGUUGCACGGCCAAGAGGUGGCUCCCUACCUGCAAGGAGGUGGACUGGGGCAGCAGGUGGUGUUGGAGGGAAACAGACUGGUGCUGACCUGCCUAGCUGGAGGCAGCUGGCCUCUGCAGUACCGCUGGACUCUCAACAACAGCAACAUCACAGACUGGACACCACAGUACAGAUUGUCUUUGCCGUCUCUGAAGAGGACUGAUGCUGGACUGUAUCAGUGUAUGGUGAGGAACAGGAUGGGAGCAGUCAUACACAGGAGGGCAGAGGUGCAGGUGGCCUUUUUGGGGAUCUUUUCCACUGAUGAGCAGAGGAAGACGGUGACUCAGGGCCGAGCAGCCGUCAUCAGCCAGCCUCCCCUCGCCUCCUUCCCUCGACCCCUGGUCACAUGGUAUAAAGAUGGAAACAAGAUAAUCCCCAACAACCUAAUAACAAUCACCUUGGACAAUCAGCUGGUCGUCCUGGCAACCACUGCAGCAGACGCGGGACGUUACCACGUAGAGGCGGUGAACGAGAUGACUGGAGAGAAUGUGACAAGUUCCGCCAUCUACCUGAGCAUCUCAGAUCCUGAAUCAGAACUUGUGCCUCCUGCCAUUGUGAUCGGACCCAAAGACACAACAGUGGUAGCAGGCAGUGAAGCAACACUGGAGUGCAUUGCUAAUGCCAGACCGGCGGAUAGUCUUGUGGUGUCAUGGAAACGUGAUGGCCGUCGACUGGCCGGUGGGCGUCGGCUCAUUUUCCCGGCCCCUACCUCUUUUGACACGGGGUUGUAUGUUUGUGAAGCAAUGCUUAGCAACAGCACUGCUAAACCUGUGGAGGCACGGGCACAACUCACUGUAAUGGAUCCACCUUUUCUAACUGCUCAACCUAAGAGGAAGAUCAUUGCAGACCUCGACAGGAAUGUGGAUAUCCCCUGCCUGGCUGCAGGCGUGCCCCAGCCCAGGAUAGAGUGGUUUAAGGACGCGGUGCCUCUUUCCAAACUGGCCAACCCCCGCUACAAAAUCAUCUCAGCAACCGGGCUGACUGUGCGCCGGGUGCAGCCAGGAGACGGAGGAAUAUUCCAGUGCCUCGCUCGCAACGCUGCUGGAGAGACACAAGCACACACACAACUCCUUGUCUCCAGUGUGGCCCCCACCUUUACAUUCCCUCCGUCUGAUCAAACAGUAACUGAAGGGAACACAGCCCUGUUUACCUGCCAGACUAGCGGCGCUCCAAAACCUGCGAUCACCUGGAGAAAAGGCUCACAGGUUUUAGCUAGCGGCUCAAUGCAGGUUCCCAGGUUCACACUUUUGCAGUCUGGUGGUUUGGAGAUUCAGCCAGUCAGCUUCGAGGAUUCAGGAGAGUACACCUGCAUCGCCUCCAACUCAGAGGGAACCAUCAACACCACUUCUAGCCUCGUCGUCUUGAGUCGUACAGUCAUCUCUGUGCCUCCAACAGACCAGCGAGUUAUCAAAGGAACCACUGCUGUCCUGGACUGCAACGCUACACACGACUCCAGAGUCAAUGUCAGCUUCAAGUGGGAUCGAGGUGGUGUCCUGGUCCUUCCGUCCAAUGGAGGGCGUGUGUCGGUGCGCCAGGGCUCCCUUACUAUUGGCCAGACGUGGUCAGGUGACAUUGGGGAUUACACCUGCACGGUGACAUCACAAGCAGGCAACGAUUCUCGUAUUGCACGCCUCGAAGUCAUUGAGCUGCCACACUCUCCUCGCUCCCUCACUGUCCGUCUCAAUGACUCUGACUCGUGCUCCGUCCUCCUGUCUUGGCUACGCCCCUUUGAUGGGAACUCCCCACUUCUCUACUAUUUGCUGGAGCUCUCUGAAAACAACUCCCCGUGGAAGGUUUACUUAUCAGAGGUCGAUCCUGCGGUGACUGAGAUAUCGGUGGGCGGGCUUACACCUGCCAGGACCUAUCAGUUCAGACUCUGUGCUGUCAAUCAAGUGGGCCGGGGUCAGUACAGCGCAGAGACACAGAGAUUGAUGCUGAGGGAGGAGGCACCCAGCGCCCCUCCAAAGAACAUCGUGGCAAGUGGGCGGACAAACCAGUCCAUCAUGGUUCAGUGGCAGCCCCCUCCAGAGCAGCAGCUCAACGGGGUCCUCCGAGGAUACGUGCUCAGGUACCGUCUGGCAGGGCUGCCAGGGGACUACCAGGAGAAGAACAUCAGCAGCCCAGAGACUAACUACUGUCUGCUGAAGGAACUGAUCAUCUGGACACAAUACCAGAUCCAGGUGGCUGCGUAUACUGGAGCGGGCCUGGGAGCCUACAGCAGUCCUGUUACAGAGUACACUCUUCAGGGAGUUCCCACAGCCCCUCCACAAGAAGUGGAAGUUGUAGCUAUCAACUCAACAACCAUCCGCUUCACCUGGAAUCCUCCACCUCAGCAGUUUAUUAAUGGCAUCAACCAGGGAUACAAGCUGAUGGUGUGGCCAGAGCAGUUUCCGGAGGACGUUACCGUGGUAACCAUCACACCAGAAUAUCCAGGUUCACGCCACACCGGAUUAGUCAGCGGACUGCAGAAAUUCACGUGGUACUACGGCUCCACCCUCUGCUUCACAACACCUGGAGAUGGCCCCCGCAGCCCACCUGCCCUGGUGCAGACACACCAGGACGCCCCUGGACCUGUUCGCCUACUGAGCUUCACUGAAAUCUUGGACACCUCACUCAGAGUCAGCUGGACAGAGCCUGAAGACAAGAAUGGCAUCAUUACUGGCUAUGUGUUGUGGUGGGAAGUAUCUGGCGUAGAGUCGAGUCGUGAGGAACAUUCCCUGUCCAACUCCACCCUGCAGUAUCAGCUGACCGGCCUCACCUCCACCACCGCAUACACAAUACAGGUGGCAGCACUCACCACUGCAGGAAGGGGCUUGGACACAUCUUCCACCAUCUCCACUGGAGUCCCACCAGAACUUCCUGGUGCACCGUCAAACUUAGUCAUCUCCAACAUCAGCCCUCGAACAGCAACAAUUCGGUUCCGCCCUGGUUCUGAUGGAAAGACCCCCAUAUCACAAUGGAUUGUAGAAGGCCAGGUGGUGAAGGAAGAGAGAAAGCCAGGUGUGUGGGGAGUUGUCUACCAGAAAGACAACCAGCCGGAUGCUGACACGCUGGAGAUCCCCAACCUCACUCCAUUUACACAAUACAGGUUCAGAAUGCGUCAGGUGAACAUAGUGGGCUCCAGUCCAAUGAGCGGCCCCUCCAGGCUCAUUCAAACCCUACAGGCUGCCCCUGACACCCAUCCCUCUAACCUCACCCUGCUGUCUUCAACGCAGACCAGCCUGCGCUUCAACUGGAAGCCUCUUCCAGCAUCAGAGUACAACAGCAGUCCAGAUACUGUGGGAUACCGGCUGCGUGUGAAGAGGACAGAUGGCCAGAGGGAGGACAGGACUGAGGACGUUGAGGGAGAAGGGCAAACCAGCGAGGCUACAAUAGGUGGCCUGGAUCCCUGGACCCAGUACCAGGUCCAGAUACAAGCGUACAACUCCAUUGGAUCUGGACCAUGGAGCAACAUUGUCGCCGCACAGACUGCAGAAUCUGUUCCAUCUGGGUCUCCAGUUAAUGUGACUGCUGAGGCUGUGAGCUCCACCAGGAUCCUUAUCACAUGGACUGCUCUCCCUCUGGCGCAAAAGAACGGGGUCAUACUUGGAUAUAAGGUGAUGUACUGUGAGAAGGACUUCGAAGGUCCUCCUAGUGUUCAGACGGCAGAAGGAGAGCGAACCUUGUCGCUCCUUCUCGGGGCUCUCCAAAAAUACACAAUGUAUUCACUGCAGGUGCUGGCUUACACACGGUUGGGUGACGGGCCACCCAGCAACCCAAUACUGCUCCGAACCAAAGAAGACGUCCCAGGCACUCCUGUCAGGAUGGUGUUUCCAGAGGUUCGAUUGUCAUCCGUUAGGGUGGUCUGGCAGCCACCCACAAACUCCAAUGGCAUUAUAUUAGGCUACCAGAUCUCGUACCGCCUGGACAGCAGGGACCCUCUGCGCUGGACCACAGUGGAGGUGGGUUCCAAUGCCAGACAGUUCACCGUCACAGGACUCUCCCCUGAGCAGACCUACGUGUUCCGGCUCACUGCUCGCACCGCCGUGGGCUGGGGGGAAGAACAGGAGGCUUUGGUUGUUACCACUGAACGGAGAGAGCGUCCACAGCCACCCAGAAAGUUAUCUGCUCCUCAGGAUGGAGUUGAAUCUCGCCGUCUCCGCCUCCAGUGGGUGACAGGUAGCUCAGGUUCCUCCCCCUUGAGGUACUUCACUCUGCAGGCCAAAGAGAUGCCCAAAGGGGACUGGAGCACACACACCGCUGACAUCCAGCACAACAUGACUAGCUGGACCGUAGAAAGGCUGAAGCCCUUUACAUCGUACAAGUUCCGGAUGCUGGCAACUAACGAUAUAGGAGACAGUGUCCUCAGCAAAGAGACGGAGGCUAUUACCACUCUGCAGGGCGUGCCUGAUGAACCUCCAGUGAUCCUUGAAGUGAAACCAACAACCACUACCUCAGUCCUGGUGCAGUGGAAGCGCCCCAGCAACGACAGUGUUAACGGGGUGUUGACGGGGUAUCGGCUGUAUUAUAGAGAGUUGUCAGUAAACACCUCCACCCUGGCUGAGGCGGAAGUCCAGAGAAUCAAAAGUAACACCACAAGUGCCCUCAUCACAACCAAGAGCACCUUCAAGACAGUCAGCAGUGCCUCCCUGACAGAGUUUGAGUUGACACAGCUGAAUAAGUUCAAACGCUACCAGAUUGUUAUGACAAGCUACAACAUCAUCGGAGAGAGCCCACCCUCCACUCCAGUUGAAGUAUCCGUGGGAGAGGCCGCUCCAUCGGUGGCCCCUCAGUCCAUCAGAGUUUCUGCUGUGUCUCCCUCGAUCCUGGAAGUGACCUGGGACACCCCCCCACUCGAAACCCAGAAUGGACUCAUCCAAGGCUACAAGAUCCACUACUGGGAGAGAGAAAAGCAGAACCAGAGCGAGAAGGUCAAAGUGAUUUUUGUCCCAGACACCCGUGUGCACCUCACUAACCUAACCAGCUACACACCUUACCUGGUCACUCUGACGGCCUUUAACACGGCUGGAGACGGCCCGCCCAGUGACCCCCGCGGGGCCCGCACCAUGCAGAGUGCUCCCAACCAGCCAAGCUUCCUCUCCUUCUCAGAGGUGACUGGAGUAAGUGUCAAUGUGUCCUGGGGGGCUCCUCUCACUCCUAAUGGACAACUGGAGGGCUACAGGGUCAACUACCAGCCUACUGCUCCUGUACAAGGAGUGAGUAAAGUUGUGACAGUGGAUGUGAGGGGCAGCUGGCAGCGCUGGCUGAAGGUUCGAGACCUGAUCAAAGGAACGACAUACACGUUCAGUGUUCAGGCUCUCACUGUCAGCUAUGGACCGCCCAUACAGGCGAACCUCACUGCUCAGCCUGUGCAAGGCUCUCCUGGCUCUCCAAUGGAAAUGUCCAUCACUAAGACAUCAUCUGAGCUCACCCUCCACUGGACAGAGGGAGAUAUGGGUGCAGCACAAAUCACUGGAUAUGUCGUCGAGGCUCGUCCCUCAGAUGAAGGAGUGUGGGAUUCCUUCAUCAGACUCCUCCCUCCCGGCAGCAGGUCUGUUUCAGUGCCUUUGGAGCGCCUGAGGUCGGGGAUCAGCUAUGAGUUCAGAGUCAUCGCUGUUAAUCGCUAUGGUUACGGACAGCCGAGUACACCCUCUACAGCUCUUGCUGCUCUGUCGGAGCGUCCAUUCUAUGAGGAGUGGUGGUUCCUGCUGGUCAUGGCUCUGGUUGGACUCAUCCUCAUUCUGGUCCUGGUCUUCAUGUUGCUGCUGCAUGGACACAGCACCAAGUACAAGGCCUGUGGGACAGCGAAGCACAUGUCCACAGCAGAGGAGUCAGUGACACUGGACAAUGGAGGGUUCACCGCUCUGGAGCUCAACAGCAGAACACUCAACACCAAGAACGCCUUCCUGAAAAAGAAUGGCACCAGGUCUCCUCCCAGGCCGAGUCCAGGAGUUCUUCACUACUCUGAUGAGGACAUUUGUAACAACUAUAACGGAGCCGUGCUGACGGAGAGCACCACACUCACUGAGAAACCCACUGAGGUCUCUGAGUCAGAGUUAACAGACAGCGACUAUGAGGACGAGCAGCCCAAGCACUCGUUUGUCAACCACUACAUGAGUGACCCCACCUACUACAACUCGUGGAAGCGGCAGCCCAAAGGCCUUAAAGCCGUUAGCAAUCCUUUUCCUUACGAGGAGUGUGCCACUGCAGACACAGAGCCCUACUACCAGACAGUGGUCACCCAGCACAGCACAGGUGGAGCAUACACACCCACAGGGCAGCCUGCACACACACAUGUCAACCCUAACACCAACCCGCCGGGAUCCCGCACGCCUGUGACGGGAUUCUCGUCCUUUGUUUGACUGUAGAGGCAUAAUCUGCACAAAUUUAAAUACAUAUGUACACAAAAUGAAGGAGGUGGGGGGGCAGUGUGUGUAUGAACAAGAGGAGAGGGAGCUUGCGGUGGGGGAGGACAAGAUGACGAGACGUGGGACGGACUGGUGACAAAAUGGCCCUCAAGGCCCCAAAGACUAAACCUACACUUCUCACUUGCCUUCUUUCCUUCUUCACCAAGAUCCUCACUGUGUUGUAGAGCGAAUGUGAGUCGCUCUCCUACUCUUUUAGGCCUCUGUGUCACUGUGCUCACACACACAAUUACUCUUAACACUCACCAGAAAUCAUGCCUGUUCCAGAGACUCACCAUGGAGAGCUAUAAAAACGUGGACUACUUCAGUCUUUUGUCGAAGAGAGAAUUCACCCUUGAGCAGGUGGAACCUAAAAUUACUGCACAACGCUUCAUCUUUUCUGUAUUCACAGUGAAGUGCACAAACUCACAGACACGCACUCAGGCCUUUCGGAAGAGAUGAACUUUAAGGAUGAGGAGGAUGGCGCAGAGGAGAGCAACUUUUGUUGACAGACUUGUUCUUGUGCACACACAGAGAUGUCAGCUUUAAAAUACCACCACACAGAGGAAAAGAAAAAAAAAAGAUAACAAUCAAUAAUCAGCAUAUUUGAACUUGAUCCUGGAUGGAGCACGAUUGAGGCAGGAGGGUUCUCACAGUUUAAGGCACUCUCAGUGAGAGUGGUUUCUGAAAGCAAUGUGAUAUUUAAGGUAGAAAUAUAUGAAAAACAAGUUUUUUUACUGUCUACUGCCUGUUGUCAGCGUCACUUAAUCCACGGCCUCCCAAGCCAUAAAACUUGCACUGAGCCCAACCCCACACAUUUCAUCUCGAUCCUGUCCAAGUUUAAUUUUUUAAUAGUUUGAGUGUCUGUUUGAGUCCGACACGUGUUCUUCUCUCUAUUCUUCACUGCAAAGAAAAGCGUGCCAUUGUAUGUCAGUUUGUAUUUUUAAGAUUGAUUUUGUACAGGGAAACCCUUUUUACGUGUGUGCUGUUGUGGUUAGUUGGACCAUGUUUUUGUAAUUCAAAGGAAAUGUUAGGAAAACAGCACUGGAGGAAGUCUUCAGCUACACUGACUGACAAGAGGGGAAAGAUGAAGAGAGGAUUGUUAAACAUUAAUCAUCAGCAGCAGCAGUGAAGUGAUUGUGAAGCAGCAUAACAAGAUAUUUUUCAGAAUCAUUCUUGUUUCAACUGAGUGUGAGUGAACUUUUAACCAUAGAGCCCUUUUGUCUGCAACCAGGCCGACACGUGUACUUUGUACCUCUCUUCAAGUGCACACUAAAGUCAUUGUACGUUUUUUUUCUCAUGUAUAAUUUAAAGAUUCUCCUUCCUCACUCUGUCAAGCUUUUUUUGAGUUUCAUACAGUGAGUGAAUAAAUGGUCAUUGUUUAA